This is a messenger RNA of Beauveria bassiana ARSEF 2860, 1134 nucleotides long. RefSeq lists its product as uncharacterized. The transcript has 3 exons. The record is from RefSeq and is a predicted model, not a curated record. NCBI's taxonomy places the organism in Eukaryota, Fungi, Ascomycota, Sordariomycetes, Hypocreales, Cordycipitaceae. Bases 1 to 1134 code for a protein of 377 amino acids.
AUGGCCCCUUCAGCCUCCAAAGCAAACUACAAGACCUACGAGGCCCAAGCUCGUCUGGUUCGCGCCAUUGUCGCAGCCCAUCCCUCAACUAAAUGGAAUUACAAAGAGAUUGCUGCCUGUUACGGUUCAGACAUGACUGAGCAUGCGCUCAACCACCGUUUCCGACACAUUCGGGCGCAGACCGAGAUUAUUAUGGAAGGACGCAAACUCAAUCUCGACGUCAAAAAUCUCACCACGGAUGAGUCUUCCCUGCCUAAGACUGUUGGCGCCGUGGACAAGAAAAACAUUGCCAAGUAUUUUGGUCAGUCCACCGGCGAUGGCAUUCAGUUCCAGUUCCGCACCAUCAAGAAGGACGCCGAUAAGAUGCGCGCUACGGCGGAUGGCGGUGGCGACCCCUCUACCUGUCUCGAUUUAGGUACCUCCAGCGGCUCUUCCUUUACGCCCACCUCGACGCCCAAGACGUCUCGAUCACGAAACGUUACCACGCCCUCUACCGCCGGCGGCGGCGGUAGCACGGCGAAACGCAGCCGCGCCGGUCCCCCCGUCGUCAAGAUAGAAUCGGACGACGACGACCUCGACUCGGAAUCGACGCACAACUGGAGCGAGAUGGAGUCCACGCCCUCGAAGCGGCCGCGCAAAUUUGACGCCACUGGGGCCUCCUCAGGCCAGAGGACUGGGACGCCCUCGCGCCUCGCCGCCGCCAGAGCCAGCGCUACCAUCGCUGACUCUUCGGCCCAGCUGCAGACGAGCGAGUCCGAGACCGAGACACCCGCGUUCUCCGUGCCCGAAUUCUCUGCGCAAGCUUCCAACGGUGCCGGAAGCGCUGUUCGUCCCUCGUCAUCCUUUGCCACGGCCACUACCACAGCCGCCGCUCCGGGCCGCUCCCUGGCGCAGCAGCAGCAGCCGCAGCAGCGUGCCACUCCCUCUAUAUUUGGCAACGUCUCUGAAUUUCAGCAACCCGCGCCGUUGUCAGCACCCACGUCGACGGCAGCCGGAGUUGCGAGCAGCAACCCGUUUAGAACCUCGGGCACAGACGUGUACUUGAGCGGCGGCGGCAGCCAUCGCGACUUUGGCACUUCGGCCGCAGACAGCGCAUUCUACGACGACCAUGAUCCAAUUGAUGGCGAGUGUUAG